This is a messenger RNA of Folsomia candida, 3992 nucleotides long. RefSeq names its product glycoprotein 3-alpha-L-fucosyltransferase A. The coding region runs from base 2191 to 3786 and encodes 531 amino acids. Lineage: Eukaryota; Metazoa; Arthropoda; Collembola; Entomobryomorpha; Isotomidae. The transcript has 8 exons. The record is from RefSeq and is a predicted model, not a curated record. Gene Ontology annotation, molecular function: alpha-(1->3)-fucosyltransferase activity. Gene Ontology annotation, cellular component: membrane.
UUCCUCGUCAGAGUCUCUCUCUUAUUUUAGGCUGGCAAGAAAAAUAAUAAUAUUGCCUUUGCCUGACUACGUGCGGUUCGAUACUCAUCAAAAUUUCAUGUCAAUCCGUCCAUAAAAGUCGGAUUUUGCGAGAUAUACCCCAUCGUGUCGGCGUUCGUAAUGGUAUAGUUUGCCUCAUCAAGUUUCAAGUACUUUUACAUGCACAAACUUUGCUCUCUCUCUUGCGGGUUUGGUUUCAUUUCAUGCUAAAGUUGGCAUUGCGAUAGACUCGCAAAAUUGUUUUUCCGAACUUGUCAACCAAACUAAGUGGCUGGAGGAUUGUGGAAGUAAGUAAGUAAGCUACUUAUUGCGGCUUCUUGUCGCAUCGAUUUUAAUAAUCGAUGAAUAUAAUCCUUACAAUAUUAAUGACGAGCACAAGGGAUCUACUACAUAUUAGAUUAAUCCUUUUGUUCUUGGGGAAAGCACAAGUUUUCUUGUCCUGGAUACUUAUGAAUUAUUAAGAAGUUCUUCUUUCGUAUAUACAUAAAUCUAAUAGCAGCAGCAGCAGUACUGGAGGAACGCAAGCGUCUGAAUUUCGAGACUUGUAGCAAAAAAAGAAGAGAGUUCGCAGUAUACAGAGAUCAGCAGAAGUAGAGCAUGUUCAUUUUCAGUAAUCCAAUCCUGCCAAGUCAUAAAUCGAGUAACUCAACUUGUGCUCAUCCAGCACUUCUGGAAUCAGUUUAAUUUCCAUGAACUUACAAUAGGUCAUCAUAUUUAAUCAAUUCGCUAAACUACAACAAUUUGUAUUCAUCCAAUUUUGCGAAUCAGAGAGAGUUAAAGUAAAUCUAAAUCUGUCAAGAUUUGUGUAUGGCGUGUGUGUGUACUACUGCAUGCAUAUUAUGAAAAACGUUACACAACAUCAGCGAGCGUCACUUAUUUAGUAAUUUGACGCACAGAUCAAUAUUUCAGAAUGGAUAAGAGUGUAGAACAAUUCGAAACAAAAUUGUGUCGUUACACAGCUAAUUUCACUAUAAUAACCCCCAAAAAAUAACUACCCCGUACUCCCCAACUAGUGAAUAAGUGAUGUAAUAAUCCACCCAAAUAAGUGACCUGCUAUCAAAAAAAUACUACUGCAUUCAGCAAAUUUUAAUAAAUUGGCAGUGCAACUAAAUUAAUGAAUAAAUAACAACCAAUUCAUUUACUACAUAUGUACCAGUCAUCACGUUUCGUUUCGUUUAUUAUUAUUGUCCUUGGACCUUUUUCGCAUGCAGUGCAUGGUCAUCUCCAGUUUUUGGACGUAAAAUAAGUAAGAGCUGGACUGAACUCAUUUGCUGAUUAUUUAUUUCAGUAAUUACACUACUCUCAACCAACGUGAUACAUAAAUUUAACUAGUGUAUCGACCACAUUAAGACUGCUUAAAUACCACCGUCUCAACUUUCCCACUAAUGAAUUCCCUGGAAAAGUGACGUUACUUUACAUGUACUACGAGUUAUUAUCAUCGAACAGCUUGUCAUGCAAUGCCAUUAUUCCACCGUCGUCAUCACCGUCCUCCCAUCUAAUUUCCCUACAAUUUAUUAUAGCUGGGUGAAGGUGAAGUUGGCAUAAAAUUAGUAAUAAUGAAUGAGCAAAUGUUAAUGUUGAGCAUGGUCCAAAAACUAAAACUAAAAUAAAACUUUGUGUGCAUCCGUUCGUGCAAAAUGACAAUUUCCUUUCGAUGCCAUAAGCAGUUCGCAAUAAUAAAAUACCAUUCAGUUAAUAUGCAUGAAAUCUAAUUGGGAUGGAUUGGAACUCAUGGAUGGAAGUUGUAAAUAGCAGUAGCAGUGUCGACUCGCACUAUAAAAAUCGAUUGGAUAUGGAACAGGGUGGAACGGUGGUCGGAUUCAUUUAUAUAUUUGACGAUUGUUUGUGGUUUCACAGUUCUGCCGUCAAUUAAGUAGUGCGUCCUGCUCUGAGUGAGUUAUUGAAAUAAAAAUAAUAAACAUUCAAGAACCGGAGUUUGCAAUUUGUUUAAAUUCGCAAACCAUGCAGUCGUUGUUCUCGGUAUUGAGGAAGUUUGAUACCCUAACCCUAACUGCCUGCUGCCAUGACAAAGCUGUUCCGACGAGCCAUUGUGACACGGUGAAAUGAGAACAAUAGGACCAAUAUGGACAUUAAGAUUGAACAAUAAUCCGAGUGCAGUUUUUACGAAAUUUUAAUAUUUCUUGAUUCAUUAUGAGGUGGAAUUAUUUGGCGAAACUGGUGGUGAAAUCGACCCUGGUUGUGGUGGUGGUGACUAUGAUAGCGUUCUCUCUGCUGGACAGUGACUCGGUAUUACCUGCUGCUGGGGCAGAUGGGCACAAUUCGCAAGUUCAAUUGGCAGGGGUUGGUGAUAGUCGUGGUGGUGGCAAUACAGAUAAAGAUGAUAAUGGCCCUUAUUUCGAUUCCAUUGAAUUAGACGGAGGACUCAGUGAGGGUGAUGAUGUGGCGAAUGAAAAGUACCAUUUGCGGUUUUGGGAUCUCAUUAAUAGUACCAAGUCGAAAGACCACAAAGUGUCAACCCUUCCCAUCUUCACGAAGGAUAAGAUGGCCGAUUUAUGGAGGCCGAAACGGGGUCAGAAGGAGAUAACUCCAAAAUGGAAUACGCUAGUUCCGCAAAUAGUUUGGGAAAUGGAGGCAGAAAAUACUUCGUAUGCAAAGAGCUUUAAGACAAAAACCAUCGUUCUCUGGGACGGGUUUAAUUGGUGGGGUAAAAAAGAUUGGAAGGAUCCGAAGCAGUUGAUGUCAAAGGAUUGUGAAAUUGCUCCAAAUAGCAUAACAAACUGUCUCUUCAGUCAAAAAAAGAAUGAUCUCAAUUCAGUCGAUGCAGUGCUCGCUGCUCGCGAUAUGUUUCACACCGGCGCAGUUGAGGUUCCGGAUCACGUUUUGAAAUUUUAUUUCAUGUUGGAAUCUCCUUUUCAUUCCUGGGCGUUGCUGAACCGAUCUGAAGACUUACUCGCGACGUAUUGGAGGGGAAGCGAUAUUGUGACGCCGUACGCCAAGUGGGUAUACUACGAUCUGAAAAAGAAGCUCAUUAAACAGGGUAAAAAUUACGCACAUGGAAAGACCAAAACGGCUGCCGCAUUUGUGUCCAACUGUGCAGCUUGGAAUGACCGUAUGGGAUACAUUACCGAACUGAAAAAAUACAUCGACGUCGAUGUGUACGGAAGUUGCGGGGAAUUGACCUGUUCCCGCUUCGGAAGAGAAGACUGUUUCGGCAUGCUCAAAAAGGACUACUAUUUUUACAUGUCUUUCGAAAAUAGCAAUUGUAGAGAUUACGUCACUGAGAAAUUGUAUACGAAUGGCUUAUCAAAUGACAUCGUCCCCAUCGUCAUGGGUGGUCACCCAGACGAUUACUUGGCCCUUGCCCCCCACAAGUCGUACAUUCACGUGGAAGACUUCGACUCACCCAAAGAGCUUGGAGAAUAUCUUCACUUUCUUAUCGAACAUCCGGACGACUACAACAAAUAUUUUGAGUGGAAGGGGACCGGAGAAUUCAUCUCGGCCGCGUUUUUCUGCCAAAUCUGCGCCAUGGUUCAUUACAGCGACAUCGUCCCACCACCCAACCGAACAAAACCGUAUCGGUGGGGUCACGUCCAGGCGAUCGAUAGCGGAAUGUGCCUCCCAAAAGGGCACUGGUACUGGACCAAGGAUAACGACGGGAAGGCAAAGAAAUCCGCGAAAAAUUCACGGCUUAUCAAUCUCAAGGAUGCCAGUCAAGAAAAUUCGAUCAAGUUGGAAGACGUCGCGCAGGAUUUGGGCGUCAGCACGUUGUAUGAUGGAACUAAUUAAUUAAUGGUGCUGUAAUAUCUAGGAGUUAUGCAUAAUGUAUAUUUUUUAUAUAGUGAUAGUCACUUAUAAAUCUAUUUUAGUCAGUAUUUGAAUAUGUAUAUUAAGUUUUGGAUCGUGUAUGAAUAUUAUUUAUCGAUAUUUAUUGUCACAGAACGUGCUGGAAUAAAUUAGUGACGAUUCGUCACGUAAUGCGAGACAAUUUCAAA